AUGUGCUCUGGAGCUGCACACGUACAUAUUGAUUCUCUUCAAGCACUCGGGUACGACACCAGAAAGUCUGCCCGACGUGCUUUUUUUGAAAGAGCACGGGUGUUGUAUGAUUUCGAUUGCGAACCAGACCGGGUGAGCCUGGUGCAAGCCUUCUUGCUGAUGACCUACUGGUACGAUGCUAGCAUCAGAGGACGACACAAAGACCGAAAAUUCUGGAUACGAGAGAGCGUAACGCUAGCUCAAGAUCUAGGAUUGGACCUGGAACUCGAGAAUUGCACUAGCAAGCGCCAACGUUUGCUCAAGAGAAUAUGGUGGUGCUGCUUCAUGCGUGAUCAAUUUGUGGCUCUCAUGACUUGGACGCCUCCUCAGUUUCGCGCUGGGUAUCGCAGCAUGCCCAUGCUUGGCCUCGAAGACUUCGAAAUCAAGGGGUACUCCGAGAUUGUCUCUCGUGACUUCAGUGGAUGGGCCUUUAUCGAUAGCGACAGAAUAAGAAUUGAAUUGGCGAUGCUCUGCAUCGAGAAGGCGAGACUGUGUCUGUGUAUUGACCGGAUUCUACAAGUGCGAUACACCAGCCUCCGCCAUGAAUCAGCAACUCAAACUCUCACAAUUCUCGUCCCUAAACGCAAUAAUAGCGAGAUCUUCGAGGUCAUCGAGCAUGACCACCAGCUUCAGGGAUGGUACCAAGGGCUCUCUGAUUCUGGCAACUUCGAUCUGCGAGAUCCAGUGUCUUUUCAACGGGACGAAGCGUCGAACAUGAUUACGACUCAUCGAGCACACCUGAAGCUUCUCUUCCUUUCCGCGUUGAUCGCUCUCCAUCGGCCUCAGGUGUUGGAUGGUUCAGGAGUAGUACCUAGCCCUUAUCAACAAUUAUCGAGAGCGAAGUUACGUGAAGCUGCAGAUGAAGUCGGGCAUUUGGCAAUGUGCAUGACAAAGCUUCAGAUGGGGACACACAUCAGACCAAAAGGAGUCACCCUAUUUCUACCGAUACUGCUUGUCCAUCUCCAGGAUAUUGCUCCAGAGAUGGUCAAUCGUCAAGGAAACAGACUCAGCAAAUAUCACCACUGUAUGCAAAUACUAGACUCGAUAGGUGAUCAGAAUAUCCCCGAAGAUCUGCUCCCCCUGGAACUAGAGGCUGCUUUCCGGAAGCUAAACAUUCUUCCAUCACAAGAUACCACAAUCCCGCUGGCCAUUCCUCAUCUCAUGCAAUACCACAACCAGUCAAGCCUUGAACGCGGACUCCCUCCGUAUCUUUCUCAUCUUGGUACUAUCACUUCCGCCGAGAUCAACCUUUUGACCGAGUUAUGUCAUCCCACAACCGACAUAGCUCCAUUCAUUGUAUCUCACGAGGAUGAAAGUGAAGUCGAUAUCGAUUUCUUAGAUCUCACUAAGUAG
Molecule: messenger RNA, 1392 nt
Organism: Exophiala aquamarina CBS 119918
Lineage: Eukaryota; Fungi; Ascomycota; Eurotiomycetes; Chaetothyriales; Herpotrichiellaceae
Exons: 2
Coding region: 1-1392 (463 amino acids)
Biological process (GO): DNA-templated transcription
Molecular function (GO): zinc ion binding; DNA binding
Source: RefSeq, a predicted model, not a curated record